UUUGUAUAAUAAUUUGUGAGCACAUUUUAAAUUACAUAUGUGUGUUUGUUUGUUUGUUAUUACUUAAAAUGUUAUUUUUCAAUCAUCGUACGCUAUCUAGACGACAUCAUAUAUUAACUCUCACUAGUGCUAGUAUUUUAAGUUAUCUCUACUGUAAUUUAUUCUUCCGAAACUCAUACACACAUGCUUUAUCAAAAUUCAAAUAUUAUAAAAUCGCAUCGGUAUUUGAUUCAAACUCCAAAUGCCUCAAUUCCUGUCGAAAUCAUUUUAAUGAUAGAUAUUAUUUAUUUGUUAGGAGGAUGUAUUCAAGUUCUCCCAGUAAUAAUGUAGAAGACGUGCUAUUUAACGUGUUUUCCCCAGAUUCUCUUGGAGAAACAACGUUCAGGCACUCCAUUUUAACUAUGAAAUAUCCCGAUCAAGCUGAAGAACCCGAAUGGGUUCAAGAAUCUAAAAAUUUUACGCACUCUGCUUUCGAAAAAAUUGGUUCAGUGUAUUUACCAGACAUAGCUGUUGUUGCAACAAAUUACAAACAUAGAUCUACUGGACUGUCAGUUUUUUCACUCAAAUCACACAUUGAUUCCGGCAAGGAAAUGUGUUUUGAUUUGAUUGUACCGUCACCACCGCUAAAUAGUAAAGGCUCUCCACAUGUUCUAGAACACUCAGUUUUGUCUGGAACGCCGAAAUACCCAAUGAAGGACCCAUUCUCACUGCUGGUCCAGGGAGGGUUCAACAGCUUCCUUAACGCCAUGACAUAUAAGGAUAGAACAUCAUACCUUUUCGCAUCAACUAACGAGAAAAGCUUCUAUCAGACAGGAGACGUGUAUAUGGACUCGUUUUUUAGACCUAACAUAACGAAAGACAAAUCCAUAUUCGACCAAGAAUGCUGGCAUUACAAGGUCACAGACGGAACCUCAGAUAAAAGUGAUGCAGAUAUUAACCUCCACGGAAGAAUGAUAGGUUACUCAGGAGUUGUGUAUAGUGAGAUGAAGAACAGGUUUUCAGACUCUUCCUGUCUGUUCUACAACUUGAUUUACCAAAAUCUGUUCAGUAACAGUUACAAGUACGUGAGUGGAGGUGACCCAAGUGAUAUAGUGGACCUAACUCACCAGGAGCUAGUUAAUUUCUAUAAGCUGUAUUAUGGUCCAAAGACUGCAACAUUGUAUUUCUAUGGACCAUAUGAUGUAAAAAAUAGACUGGACUUUGUAGAUAACUAUCUGACUACAUAUAAUAUUGGAGUGCAAAAGGACCCAAAUAAUGAAAACCUAGUCCAUAACGCAAACCUGUUCUCAUCAGAUUCAAAUUUACCAUACGAACAAUACAAAGAUAAGCCUAAACACGUGAGUUCAGAGUAUAGCUCCGUAGAUCCAACAGAAGACGAGUUGAUGAUCUCAUGGUUGCUAGACCCACUGUACAACGGGUCAAUGGAUAAAUAUAAAAUCGAUCCUGUAGAUAAUGUAGGAUUUCAGGUUCUUCAGUAUCUAUUAUUAGGAACACCUGAAAGUGUACUGUAUAAAGGAUUGAUAGAUUCAGGACUAGGUAAAAAGGUGCUGGUUCAUGGAUUCUUAAGUGGAUAUAAGCAGUCACUGUUUUCAUUUGGACUUAAAGGAGUAGAUAACACAAAAUUCAACUCCAAAGAUGAAAUUGUUAAAAAGUUCGAAGAGGUGGUAUUUGGAAUACUUAGAAAAAUAAAGGAGGAAGGGUUCAAAAGAGAUGCAAUAGACUCUGGAUUAAACCUGGUGGAAUUCGAGAUGAGGGAACUCAACAGUGGUAGUUAUCCAAAGGGGUUGAUGCUAAUCGAUCAGAUACAAUCACAGCUUCAAUAUGGCAGAGACCCAUUUGCAUUACUGAGGUUCGAUUCCCUAAUGAAGGAGCUGCGGAGAAGAAUAUUCUCAGAUAAUCCAUCAAAUUACUUCAUUAACCUCAUGGCAAAGCAUAUUCUCAACAACGCAACCAGAGUUACAGUACACUUACAUGCAGUAGAAGCUUCAAAAUAUGAAAAGGAGUUCAAUAAAAAAAUUGCAAAACAGUUAAGUGAAAGACUAUCACACCUAUCAAAGGAACAAGUUGAUGAAAUGGAAGAAUACUAUAAGAAGUUUAAAAAUGAAAGGGAAAGUAUGGAUAUUAACGAUGGUUCAGAGUCCCUAAAAACACUUGAGCUUUCAGAUAUAUCCCGUGAACAGGAAACCAUUCCAACUAAAUUCUAUAAAUUAUCAUCAGAUAGGUUGGAAGAAUCGAACGCUCUAUACAACGAUGGGAAGACUGUGACUGUACUAACGCAUACUAUUGAUUCUCAUGGAAUAUUGUACAUGGAUUAUGCCCUGUCAAUGGACUCACUUACGGUAGAUGACCUGAGAUACCUUAACUUGUUCUCAGCAAUGCUUAAAGAGUCUGGAACUGACAAGCUAACACCAGAGGAGUUGACGUAUAAGAUUGGCAAGAACCUGGGAGGACUCUCAAUAUCAACCUACUUUACAACUGAGACUAAUAACAAGACAUAUGAUGAUCCUGAGGAUGGUUUGGGUUACCUUAUUGUUAGAGCCAAAUGCCUGAAACACAAAGUUAAUGAAAUGGUCGAUGUUGUGAAUGAUGUCCUCAUGAAUGCGGACUUUUCAAACUCAAAGAAAGGAGUAGAGAUAUUGAAACGUGCAUUGAAUAUGUACCAAACCAACGUUUCAAAAAAAGGAAAUGAGUUUGCACUUCGUAGAAUGGCUUCCAAGUUCUCAGUUUCUGAUUACGCUGACGAGGUAGUUAACGGUUACUCACAACUCAACUUUUUGAAGGAAACUCUGGUUCCACUGGCUGAGAAGGAUUGGUCAAAGGUUGAGUCUAAACUCAAUGAGAUGAGAAGCAAGUUAUUGAGCAUGAAGAACCUGACUGUUAACCUUGGAGGAGACUCUGAACUACUGGACUCAUUCCUUGAUGACUCAACCACAUUCCACAGCAAGCUGUCAUCAACCUUCAAAAAUGACUCCAAGUCAAGUGACAAGGUCUGGGUUAAGGAAGUUCUCGACAAGAAAUUAAUGGAAACGGUAGAUAAGAAUGAACUUAUUGUAGUUCCUUCGAGAGUUAAUUUCGUAGGAAUGGGAGGAAAACUCUUUGACAAGAGCGAUGAAGUUCUGGGAUCAAACUCAUUGGCAGUACACUAUCUGAGUAGGAAACAUCUAUUCACGUUUGUGAGAAUGAGUUUGGGAGCCUAUUCAGUGUAUUCACACCUUCUAAACACCGGACAUAUAAUAUUCAUGUCAUACGCUGAUCCGAACUUUGAAAAAACGCUAGAAGUUUACAGAAAUCUGGCAUCAGUGAUGAAGGAAGCAUAUGAAAAAAUAGAAGAUAGCGAGUUGCUGAGGCAGAAGAUAGGAAAAAUAAGUAACUUGGAUAAACCUCUUCAUGUAGAAAAUAAAACAGAGGUAGCCUUAAGAAGAGUGUUAAGGAAUGAAAAGGAUGAGUUCAGGCAGAAGUUUAGAGAAGAUGUUAUUGAUAGUACAAAGGAAUGUUUCAACAGGUUAUAUAAACAAAUGAUCAAUCAAAAGGAAUGGAACAAUGUAUCAGCAGUAGUUAACAGUAACACGUCAGAUGAAGCCUCCGGCGACUAUAAAAGACUACAUAUAAAUUAAUUGCUUUAAUUUGAUGCACAUCCAGGACCCCAUCCGUAAUUCACAUAAACUUCA
Messenger RNA from Theileria parva strain Muguga, 3668 nucleotides. RefSeq names its product Peptidase M16C associated family protein (gene PREP1). The transcript has a single exon. Gene Ontology annotation, biological process: protein processing. NCBI's taxonomy places the organism in Eukaryota, Apicomplexa, Aconoidasida, Piroplasmida, Theileriidae. Gene Ontology annotation, molecular function: metal ion binding. The record is from RefSeq and is a predicted model, not a curated record. Bases 69 to 3614 code for a protein of 1181 amino acids.